Molecule: messenger RNA, 4418 nt
Organism: Sorghum bicolor (sorghum)
Lineage: Eukaryota; Viridiplantae; Streptophyta; Magnoliopsida; Poales; Poaceae
Product: putative pentatricopeptide repeat-containing protein At1g19290
Exons: 6
Coding region: 180-2999 (939 amino acids)
Molecular function (GO): protein binding
Source: RefSeq, a predicted model, not a curated record
UGAGGGCGGCGGUGCGGCACGGUCGAGGGAGGCGGCACGGGUGACGGGUCGCCCUCAAGUCAAGCACGUCCCAGUCGGGCGCGGUCGAGGUCUCGAGGACGAGGACGAGGACGCGAGGCGCUGGCGGCGUCAUCCCUCCCGCGCGGGCACCGGCGGCGAGCGGAGGAGUGGCGCUGGCAAUGUCUAACGGCGGGGAGCAACUGCCGAUACGCUGCCGCCGCCUGUCGUUCUCCUUCCUCCGCCGCGGCAUCCACUCCUCGGCGCUAACUUCGGCCGACGCCGCUACAGAUGCUACACUCCUGGGCCGCCUCACCCGCCUCCUCCUCCUCCACCGUUUCUCCGCCGCCGCCCGCCUCCUCUCCUCCUCAGGCCCCCUCACUCCUGCACUCCUCCACGCGGCGCUGCGCCGGGUCCGCCUCGACCCCGACGCCGCGUUGCACCUCUUCCGCCUCGCCCCUUCCCGCCCCACCCUCCUCGCGCACGCCCAGCUGCUCCACAUCCUCGCCCGCGCCCGCCGCUCCGCCGACGCCCGCGCGAUCUUGGCAUCCCUCCUCUCCGCGCGCCCCCCGGCUCCGCCUCUCUUUCCGCACCUCGUCGAGGUAUACAAGGAGUUCUCCUUCUCUGCAGCCUCAUUCGACCUGCUGCUUCGCGCACUUGCCAACGCAGGCAAACUCGAUGGCGCCCUCCAGGUGUUCGACGAAAUGCGGACGCUCGGGUGCCGCCCUAGCAUGCGGUCCUGUAACAGUAUGCUCAACAGGCUUGCACAGACUGGGGACCUGGGCGCCGCAGUGGCAGUGUUUGAGCAGAUGCAGCGUGCAGAGAUUCUGCCAGACGAGUUUACGGUAGCGAUUAUGGCAAAGGCUUACUGCAGGGUUAAGGGGGUGGGACAUGCAUUGGAGUUCGUGGAGGAGAUGAGAAAGAUGGGUGUGGAGGUGAACCUAGUGGCGUAUCAUGCAGUGAUGAAUGGCUAUUGUGAGGUGGGGCAGACCAACGAUGCAAGGAGGAUGUUGGAUUCGCUGCCUGGGAGAGGUUUGUCACCAAAUAUAGUUACAUAUACAUUGCUUGUGAAAGGGUAUUGUAAUGAGAAGAACAUGGAGGAGGCUGAGGGGGUUGUUCGGGAGAUUAGGAAGAAUAAGCAGCUUGUGGUUGAUGAGGCUGUUUAUGGUGCAGUGAUCAAUGGCUAUUGCCAAAUGGGAAGAAUGGAGGACGCAACUCGAUUACUCAAUGAGAUGAUGGAUGCUAACCUCCAGGUUAAUUUGUUUGUGUAUAACACAAUGAUUAAUGGAUAUUGCAAGUUGGGGAGAAUGGUGGAAGCACAUAACAUUUUGCAUGAAAUGGAAGGUGUUGGUGUGAGGCCAGAUACAUACAGUUACAAUAGCCUAGUUGAUGGGUAUUGCAGAAAGGGUUUGAUGAACAAUGCUUUUGAAACAUAUGAUACAAUGUUAAGGAAUGGAUUCACAGUGACUACAUUAACAUAUAAUGCACUCCUAAAAGGUUUUUGCUCGCUUGGCUUAAUUGACGAUGCACUUAGACUGUGGUUCUUCAUGUUGAAGAAAGGUGUUGCACCUAACGAAAUCAGUUGUAGCACCUUGCUUGAUGGUUUCUUCAAGGCAGGUAAAACUGAGAAGGCCUUAAACCUUUGGAAAGAAACCUUAGCAAGGGGACUAGCAAAAAAUAUAACCACAUUUAACACAGUUAUCAAUGGGUUGUGUAAGAUUGAGAGGAUGUCCGAAGCAGAAGAGCUUGUUGACAGGAUGAAGGAAUGGAGAUGUCCUCCUGAUAUUAUAACUUACAGAACAUUAGUUAGUGGUUAUUGUAAGAUAGGUGACAUGGAUAGAGCUACUCACAUUAUGAAUGAAAUGGAAAAUUUAGGUUUUGCUCCUACAGUUGAAUUGUUCAAUUCUUUGAUAACUGGACACUUCAUAGCUAAGCAACAUGGAAAGUUGAAUGGUAUACUCUUUGAAAUGAGUACUAGGGGACUUUCUCCAAACACAGUCACAUAUGGAGCUCUGAUUGCUGGAUGGUGUAAAGAAGGAGAUUUGCAUACAGCCUAUAACUUAUAUUUUGAAAUGGUUGAGAAAGGUCUGACACCAAAUCUUUUUAUUUGCAGUGCUUUAGUGAGUUGUUUCUACAGGAAGGGAAAGGUUGAUGAGGCAAAUUCAGUGUUGCAAAAUCUUGUUGGUACUGACAUGAUUCCAGAUAUCAGUGCGCCCAGACUUGAGAUAGGGAAAGUAGCAAAUUUCAUUGAUACUGUUGCUGAUGGAAAUCAUCAUUCUGCAAAAAUCAUGUGGAACAUUGUUAUUUUUGGUCUAUGCAAAUUGGGAAGAAUUGAAGAUGCUAAAAACUUGUUUGCAGAUCUAAAAAGCAAGGGGUUUGUUGCUGACAAUUUCACUUAUUCUAGCCUCAUCCAUGGUUGUUCUGCUUCAGGAUUUGUUGAUGUAGCUUUUGAUCUGAGGGAUACAAUGUUGAGUGUCGGUCUCACUCCAAAUAUAGUAACCUACAAUUCUCUUAUAUAUGGUCUCUGCAAGUCUGGGGAGUUAUCCAGAGCUGUUAAUCUUUUUAAGAAGUUGCGGACAAAGGGUAUAUGCCCUAAUGCUAUCACCUAUAAUACAUUAAUUGAUAAGCAUUGCAAGGAUGGUUACAUAACCGAGGCCUUUAAGCUAAAACAAAGGAUGAUAGAGGAAGGUAUUCAGCCUACCGUGUUCACCUAUUCUAUACUGAUUAAUGGUCUCUGUACUCAAGGUUAUAUGGAAGAAGCAAUCAAACUUCUUGAUCAAAUGAUUGAGAAUAAUGUAGAUCCAAAUUAUGUCACAUACUGGACGCUGAUUCAAGGUUAUGUUAGAUGCGGUAAUAUGAUAGAGAUUUCAAAGAUUUAUGAUAAGAUGCAUAUCCGUGGACUUCUGUCCACCAAUGUGCCUGGGGAUGUAAAACAAUCAUGUCCUGCUGUAUACAACCAGAAUAGAAACACAUGUCAGAUGAAGAUGCACAACCAGUGCUAGCACAUUCUUAGCAUGUCUACUUUUGUCUUGGAAGAUGCCAGUGACGUAUGGUUUGUAUGAGUAGGCAAAUCAUGAGGAAUCAUUUAUAUCUAGGGAUGAUAUGGUCAACCAAAGCGGCAUCUUUUGAGUACAGGCUGGUAUAAGUGCAAAGAGACUCGUUGCUGGUCACUUCGUCCUUUUUUAUCUGGAAUGAAAAAAAUCAGCUUCUGCUGGGAAUUUGCCGGGCAAAUUGACCACAAACUGUCAUGCCACCUUCAGUCUUAUGAAGUGAUAGCAUGCAUAUCAGUCUUAUUGCUGCAGCUGCUCAUGUUGCUUCGGCAAAUAGCUGGUUUACAAUUUUCUACAACACAAGGGCAAACCCUUCAGAGUUUGUCAUAUCGCUUGCAAAAUAUGUCGAGGCUCUGUACCAUACCCGUAUAUAUGUGGGGAUGCAUUUCAGGAUGCUUUUUUUGAGACAGCAGACAGAAGAGUCUAGCAUAUGAGGUAAGUUCAAAUCUGUUUGCAAAACCUUGUAGGUUUUACUUUUAAAGUUCAUUUUUGAUAUUUUCCUACACAUUGUCUAUUUUUGAGGAUUAGUGCAUUCACCAACAAAGAUCUUUGGCUUAGCCAUAUGCGAAUAUACCUCGUUCCUUCACUGAAUACUGAACUAGCGUUUACACAGUCAUAAGUGGUAUUAGCUGUCUAACCAGACCAGAUAUAUUCAAUUCCAGCUACAUUCUGUUCGGUGGCCAAAUUCACUGUGGUAUUCUGUUAAGGUAUAUUAUGGACUUGUGCUUCUCUUGUUUCCUCUGCUUACUACAAGCCCUUGUCAACCAUAUCCGUUGCAAAUUUUCAGUUGAAAAGGAUAUUACUCUGGUACUGCCUUAAAGUUUGUUGGUUUUGCAUGAUCACAAAAUUUACCUGUGAAUAAAUUUUGGUUGGCUUGGAUGAAUGAACUUCUGGUGAGAGACAGCCAAGGGUGUCACUAUGGGAGAUUGAGCCUCUGACACCUUUGCCAAUGUAUCCAUCUCCUUGUCAGCUCAUGUUUAAGUGUCCAUGGCCAACAAGCUUGCAUUAUCUGCAUGGUAUGAGGUGGGCAGACGAGGACCUGGUUCACUCAGGCAAACCAGGAGGAUAAAUACCACGUGAAAUCAGUUGUCAAAGGACCACUUUCUUCCAUGGAAGCUGUGGGAAUAUAUAACAAGCAUCUGUUUUAGUGAAUUAAUGAAAAACAUACUUACAGCAACAUGUAACAGAUUAGUAAUACUGAAGAUAGCAAGUGUAGGUCAAUGCAUUAGGAUUAUGUGUACAUUUUUUACCAUGACAAGAACUACCUAGUUGUACUGCUUAGAAAAGAUGUAACAUUGGCUGUAAAGGAAUAAAUUCAUGAUACUUUGAUUAACUCUGAAUUUAGUGCAAUGUUAGUCGUUAGAUAGUAAA